Molecule: messenger RNA, 3066 nt
Organism: Helicoverpa armigera (cotton bollworm)
Lineage: Eukaryota; Metazoa; Arthropoda; Insecta; Lepidoptera; Noctuidae
Exons: 18
Coding region: 70-2031 (653 amino acids)
Source: RefSeq, a predicted model, not a curated record
CUCAUUCAAUAGAUCAAUUUCAUGAAGUAUGUCAUUGCUAACAAAGUUAUUAGAACUUAGUGUGUUGAGAUGAAUUCUUUAGCAGUUUAUUCUCUUUUCUUGUUACUCCCUGUAUAUGUGGUUUGUGCUUCGGAUUAUAAUGUAUAUAUUCUUAAAACUCCUUACAAUUUCAAAUUCAAAGUGAAUGAUGUACUGAACAUGGAUAUUGCGAUGCUCAAUAUACCGCCGAAUGUGUAUUACUUCUCUGUUAAUUCUGGUGAAAAAAGCUUAAUAAACAAAUUUGAAAUCUCACGUUGGGAUAUAUGGCAUAUUAUAAUCGAUACAAUAGCGACGCAAAACUCAUAUCAUUCUAUUCAAUUGCUACUGUAUGAAAAGUACGACUCUAACAAUGCAUGUACCACCGUGAACAUAGCCCAAGGACAACCGAAAAAUAGCUUGCGAUCCAUUUCAGAACAAGAUGAAACCGACGACUGUUUAAAUGACAAACAUUGUACGAUUGCUGUGGAUUUUCGAAAUUCUUGUACAAAAACAGUACCUUAUUUCAAAUGUUCAACAAUUGAUCCACUCGUCAUAUGCACCAAACAUGAAUACGAGGAAGCUACAUUCACGUGGCAUCAGUUCUAUGAUGAUGGUUCUUACAUAGGCACUACACCAGAGAUAAAAGCGACGAUAUCAUCAUUUAUAUAUACUUUACAAAACUUCGAUAACAACACAUUUGUGAAAGCAUUAUCAGGCAAUUCUAGAAGUAACACAUUAAAAAUGAAUAAUGUAAUUCCUGAGUACAAAACUGAGAGCAAACUGACGUUUAAUGACUCAACCACUAUUGAAUUCGAUUGUGAAACAUAUUUACAGCAAACAAAAUAUGUAUACGUAGGCCUCAUUAAUACAACAGAAAACAAGAUAACGACACUGAAUACUACAAAAAUUAAUAAAAAAUAUGGUGCAGAAUAUAACGGUAGUAUUUUAUGUUGUUUGUAUUACACCACUCAAAAAAUAUCGGAAAAAAUACCUGAAAUAAAUGUAAUACGACAUGUACAGGAUACGACACUGUUAUUAUAUUCCACUGCAACACCUGAACCUCUACCUUAUUUUAAUUGUUCAUCGUUUGACCGAGUCGUCAUGUGCUCCAAACAGGAAUACAAGGAAGCUACAUUCACGUGGCAACAGUUCUAUGAUGAUGGUUCUUACAUAGGCACUAUACCUGAGAUAAAAGCGACGAUAUCAUCAUUUAUAUAUACUUUACAAAACUUCGAUAACAACACAUUUGUGAAAGCAUUGCCAGGCAAUUUUAGAAGUAAUACAAUAAAAAUGAAACCUGUCAUCACUGAGUACAAAACUGAGAGCAAACUGACGUUUAAUGACUCAACCGAUAUUGAAUUCGAUUGUGAAACAUAUUUACAGCAAACAAAAUAUGCAUACGUAGGCCUCAUUAAUACAACAGAAAACAAGAUAAGGACACUGAAUACUACAAAAAUUAAUAAAAAAUAUGGUGCAGAAUAUAACGGUAGUAUUUUAUGUUGUUUGUAUUACACCACUCAAAAAAUAUCGGAAAAAAUCCCUGAAAUAAAUGUAAUACGACAUGUACAGGAUACGACACUGUUAUUAUAUUCCACUGCAACACCUGAACUACUACCUUAUUUCAAUUGUUCAUCGAUUGAUCGGCUCAUCGUAUGCACCAAACAGGAACACAAGGAAGCUACAUUCACUUGGUUACAGUUAUAUGAUGAUGGUUCUUACAUAGGCACUACACCUGAGAUAAAAGUGACGAUAUCAACAUUUAUAUUUGCUGUAGAAUACUUCGAUAACAACACAUUUGUGAAAGUAUUGCCAGGCAAAUCUAUAUCUAAUAAAAUAAUUGUGGAUCCCGAUUUUAUCCCUGAGUACAGAACUGAGAGCAAACUGACGUUUAAUGACUCAACCAAUAUUGAAUUCGAUUGUGAAAUAUAUUUACAGCAAACAAAAUAUGUAUACGUAGGUCUCAUUAAUACAACAGAAAACAAGAUAACGACACUGAAUACUACAAAAAUUUAAUAAAAAAUAUGGUGCAGAAUAUAACGGUAGUAUAUUAUGUUGUUUGUAUUACACGAAAUCUGAACUACCACCAGAAAAAUAUGUACAACGAUAUGUAAAGAAUAAGACACUUUUAUUAUACUCUACUGAAGCACUCGCUGAUUCUGGCAUUACAACAGAUCUUACAGUGCUAUAUGCGUCUGUUACUGCCGCAGUGCUCAUUCUUGCAGUCGCAAUAACAAUUGUAGUUAUAAAACGUUGUUGUAAUAAGACGCCCACAUCAUCAGAACCAAAGCCAGUAUCAAAGUGGGAACCAUUUUAUGAGAAUAAGCUGUUGCUGUUACGCAAAGAAUGUGACAGAGAAAUUGAGGCUGAACGACAAGCGCAGGAACCGGUGUAUGAAGAGAUUUCGUGAAGAAAAGUCAUCACUAUGUUACAUCUACAAAUAAAUAACUAAAUAUAGCAACACCACACAAGGUCGGUUAGCCCCAUGGUAAGCUUUAUAUUAGCUUAUGUUAUGGGUGCUUACACAACUGAUAUAGCACAUAUUACAAUACAUAUUAUAACUCCCAGACCACAGCCAACAAGCAUGCUCAUCAAGCAAAUGUUGACCGUACCGAGAAUCGAACCCGGGACCAUCAGUCCGGCAGUCCGGCAUGGUAACCAUUGCGCCAACGAGGUCGUCUAAACAAAAAUAAACAUAGAUUUGUUUUGUCUAUCAUGGAUGUAACUUGAUUACUUGAACCUGAUACUGGUUUUAUUUUAUCGAUAAAGAAAUCAUUAGUUAGAAUUUCAAUGAUUAUUAUUUAGUAUUUUUUGUUUAUGAUGGUAAUUCUUCGAGGGUUUAAUCCUAUUAUAAGUAGGUUAUUACUAAUUGCUAACACUAGGCUGUAUUUCUAUUAAAAGCAUCAGAUAUUGCUUGUGGAGACGUUUCUAUACGAUCUCCGAUUUUCGAUUAUAUUGUUACUUUUAGAACGUUAGAUUUAGAUGUUUUUAUAAUUCCCCACGUAGUUUUAGAGCCACGUAGCUUUGUAAUUUUUAAAAUCAUUUUUAUUU